UCAUCCUCCUGGCACAGAAUGCCCUAAUGCCACUUAGAAUUCUUCCUGUUUCCGUCCCUCCCUGCAAAACAUUUCAUUGCAAUAUUUACUAGAAGUGAGUAGGGUUGUUAGGAGGAAGAGAAGUGGGGAAGCAAGUUGAGUUCACAGAGGAAGGGACAGGGUGACAUCCCAGGAUUACAUAAACUUACAGGGGCUGCCAAAUUGGUCAAACCAGCCUGUGUAACCUAGAAGCCAGAGAACGCUGCUGUAAAGGAAAGAAACUGAAGCCUUUCUCGGAGCCUGUCUGGGCUGCUCCCACUCUCAGAAUCUACCGACCAUGCUUAUGCUCGGCUUGUUGCUGUUGCCUUUGACACUGGUGCAUGCCUCUCCCGCCACACCAGAACCCUGUGAGCUGGACCAGGACGAGGAAAGUGUCCGCUGCUACUGCAACUUCUCAGAUCCGCAGCCCAAUUGGUCCAGCGCUUUUCUAUGCGCGGGGGCGGAAGACGUGGAGUUCUACGGCGGCGGUCGCAGCCUGGAGUACCUUCUAAAGCGUGUGGACACGGAAGCAAAUCUGGGGCAGUACACUGAUAUUAUCAGGUCUCUGCCCUUGAAGAGGCUUACUGUGCGGUCCGCGCGGGUUCCUACUCAGAUUCUAUUCGGAACCCUGCGUGUGCUCGGAUAUUCUGGCCUCCGGGAACUGACUCUUGAAAACCUCGAGGUAACCGGCACCGCGCUUUCGCCGCUUCUGGAUGCCACCGGACCCGAUCUCAACACCUUGAGCCUCCGCAACGUGUCGUGGGCAACAACGGAUACCUGGCUCGCAGAACUGCAGCAGUGGCUAAAGCCUGGACUCAAGGUACUAAGUAUUGCCCAAGCACACUCACUCAACUUUUCUUGCAAACAGGUCGGCGUCUUCCCUGCCCUUGCCACCUUAGAUCUGUCUGACAACCCUGAGUUGGGCGAGAAAGGACUGAUCUCGGCCCUCUGUCCGCACAAAUUCCCGACCCUCCAAGUUUUAGCGCUGCGCAACGCGGGGAUGGAGACGACCAGCGGCGUGUGCUCUGCGCUGGCCGCAGCAAGAGUGCCACUGCAGGCACUGGAUCUCAGUCACAAUUCACUGCGGGAUACUGCUGGCACUCCGAGCUGUGACUGGCCCAGUCAGCUAAACUCGCUCAAUCUAUCUUUCACUGGGCUGGAGCACGUACCUAAAGGGCUGCCAGCCAAGCUUAGCGUGCUUGAUCUCAGUUACAACAGGCUGGAUAGGAAACCUAGGCCAGAGGAGCUGCCUGAAGUGGGGAGCCUGUCACUUACAGGAAAUCCCUUUUUGCACUCUGAAUCCCAGUCGGAGGCGUAUAACUCUGGCGUAGUCAUAGCCACAGCUCUUUCACCCGGAUCAGCGGGCUUGUCAGGAACUUUGGCUUUGCUCCUAGGACAUCGCCUCUUUGUUUAAGGAACGUUUGCAUCUUCCUGGUUUCUGAGGGUCCUGGUCAACAAAUCCUCUGCUUUAAAUUUAUUAAAAUCUUAAUCCACAAUGUAAGGAAGGACAAUCAAGAUGGCUCAAUGGGUAAAAGCCACCAAGCUUGACUCCUGAUUUUGAUCCUCGGGAUCCACACCAAAGGAAAGAACUCUCUCCUGAAAGUUGUCCAUCGGUGCUCACAAAUAAAUAUAUUUUUUUUUCCGGAGCUGAGGACCGAACCCAGGGCCUUGCGCUCACUAGGCAAGCGCUCUACCACUGAGCUAAAUCCCCAACCCCACAAAUAAAUAUUUUUAAAAUAA
Messenger RNA from Rattus norvegicus (Norway rat), 1758 nucleotides. It is a transcript of the gene Cd14, whose product is annotated as CD14 molecule. The record is from RefSeq and is a predicted model, not a curated record. Gene Ontology annotation, cellular component: external side of plasma membrane; membrane raft; Golgi apparatus. Lineage: Eukaryota; Metazoa; Chordata; Mammalia; Rodentia; Muridae. Gene Ontology annotation, biological process: positive regulation of endocytosis; positive regulation of type I interferon production; positive regulation of type II interferon production.